Molecule: messenger RNA, 538 nt
Organism: Astrephomene gubernaculifera
Lineage: Eukaryota; Viridiplantae; Chlorophyta; Chlorophyceae; Chlamydomonadales; Astrephomenaceae
Source: the annotation of a GenBank genome assembly
CAAAGCCCCGUUUGCAACUGUCUUUAUGCACCCAUCAAUAUGCGAGUAUUAAUGAAGUCAAUGUGCCGAGCCCUGCUCAACCACCGAAUAGCGUGACCGCCCAAUCGUCCUGAGACAGUCCACCGGCACACCAUGAAAGCAGAGACAGUAGGCGCCUUAAUCUGUGCAACGGUCGCAGCUCUUGUUUACCUCAACACUCUACCCGCCAACUUCGCCUUUGACGAUAACUUUGCUGUGGUUCGUAAUGCCGAUGUGGUCCGUGACGACAGCCCGCUGUGGGGCCUGCUGGAGCAUGACUUCUGGGGUCAGCGUAUCUCCUCGGCGCAAAGCCACAAGUCCUUUCGCCCCCUCACGGUGCUGGCCUUCCGCCUCAUUCGCCGGUCCUGGGAUGCGCUGCCAGGGGGGUGGAGGCAGGCGGCAGCGGACUUCCGCCGUCGCAUGCUGUCGGCCUACCCGGGUGCUGGUUCCGAGGGAGGCGAGGGGGCAGCAGCAGCGGGCGGUGCGGUGGACCCGCUGCCCUUCCACGCGGCCAACCUGA